Messenger RNA from Trichosurus vulpecula (common brushtail), 1359 nucleotides. RefSeq names its product proliferation-associated protein 2G4-like. The record is from RefSeq and is a predicted model, not a curated record. NCBI's taxonomy places the organism in Eukaryota, Metazoa, Chordata, Mammalia, Diprotodontia, Phalangeridae.
AUGUCAGGCGAAGACGAGCAGCAGGAACAGACGAUCGCCAAGGACCUGGUGGUGACCAAGUACAAGACGGGGGGCGACAUCGCCAACCGAGUCCUGAGGGUGGUGGUAGAGGCAUCAACCUCAGGUGCAUCGGUGCUGGGUCUGUGUGAGAAGGGUGAUGCCAUGAUCAUGGAGGAGACAGGAAAGAUCUUCAAGAAGGAAAAGGAUAUGAAGAAAGGUAUUGCCUUCCCUACAAGCAUCUCGGUAAAUAACUGUGUCUGUCACUUCUCCCCCUUGAAGAGCGACCAGGACUACAUCCUCAAGGAGGGUGACUUAGUAAAAAUUGACCUAGGAGUCCAUGUGGAUGGCUUCAUUGCAAAUGUGGCCCACAGUUUCGUGGUUGAUGCAUCUAAGGGCACCCCGGUGACUGGGAGAAAAGCAGAUGUGAUUAAGGCAGCUCACCUGUGUGCAGAGGCAGCCCUGCGCCUGGUCAAGCCUGGAAACCAGAACACACAAGUUACGGAUGCCUGGAACAAAGUUGCCCAUUCAUUUAACUGCACACCAAUAGAAGGUAUGUUGUCCCACCAAUUGAAGCAACAUGUCAUUGAUGGAGAAAAAACCAUCAUUCAAAACCCCACAGACCAGCAGAAGAAGGACCAAGAAAAGGCUGAGUUUGAAGUCCAUGAAGUCUAUGCUGUGGAUGUUCUUGUGAGCUCAGGAGAGGGCAAGGCCAAGGAUGCAGGACAGAGAACUACCAUCUAUAAGCGGGAUCCUUCAAAACAGUACGGUCUAAAAAUGAAAACUUCCCGUGCCUUUUUUAGCGAGGUGGAGAGGCGAUUCGAUGCCAUGCCAUUCACUCUCAGGGCAUUUGAGGAUGAAAAGAAAGCCCGGAUGGGUGUGGUGGAAUGUGCUAAACAUGAGCUUCUCCAGCCAUUCAAUGUUCUGUAUGAGAAGGAAGGUGAGUUUGUUGCGCAGUUCAAAUUCACAGUACUCCUCAUGCCCAAUGGUCCCAUGCGGAUAACUAGUGGUCCCUUUGAGCCUGAGCUGUACAAGUCUGAGCUAGAGGUCCAGGAUGCAGAGCUAAAGGCACUCCUUCAGAGUUCAGCCAGUCGGAAGACCCAGAAAAAGAAAAAAAAGAAGGCCUCCAAGACUGCAGAGAAUGCCACCACUGGGGAAACGGCGGAAGAGAAUGAAGCUGAGGACUGAGAUGGUUUCCAUCUCUCUAGCCUAGCACUCCUCCCUAUUUCCCCUCCUACUACACCCUGGGCUCCACAAAGAGCGGUUCAUCUUUUCCAUCCAGGACCGCUGGCAGAGCAGGAACCUCUCCCCUCAUCCCAGUCCCUAUAACCAACCCUCCUUCCAAUGACUACCAGCUCUGAC